GAUUCUUACGCCGCCAUUUUUUACACAGAAUGCGAUAGGAACAUGCCGAUUUCGACGGAAUGCAAAGUGAUACAUACUGAAACGUGUACUUAAAGAAAAGUUGAUGGAAUUAUACCAGAAUCAUUACGUGAGCACAUUGAUUCACCCCUUAAAUUACAAAAUAACAAUAUAAAUGUAAAAAAACUUUAUGUUCCUCCGGAAAUGGUAGUGGAAGUGAAAAUAGACAGAAGUGCACCAAACCCGGUAGAAAAUUUACAGAACAAACUAAAUACCAAAACUUUGACGGGAUAUCGAGAAAUACUACAAACCAAUGGUCAAAAGCACAAACAAAUCUACAUUGUGGGUGAUGUUGGGACAGGAAAAAGCAUUUUUUGCAAAAUGAUUGGUGUUCAGCGAUAACAGAGGAAAGACCUAUUACUGCUGAUAACGACAAAUUGAAAGACCAUCACAAGUCUGCAGUAAGUGAAAAGAAUGUCGACCCUGUCAGUGAUAAGGAUUACACCCUUGUCAGUGACAAAGAGUCCGUCCCAGUCAGCUACAAAUAUGUCGACACUUUCAGCAACAAGGAUGACGAUAUAACUGCAGAUAGUGAAAACAUCAACGAAAUGAAAAACUUUUCUUUUCUUUUCUUUGUGCCUUUACAGAGAAUGUCACGACAAAGCGACAUUACUGAAAUGAUCAAAGCGACUGCAACAAUAGUUAAUCUUGCAUCAACUGACCUAAUAGAUAGAAUAUUUCAGCAAAAAUCGGAACGUUGUCUUAUUGUGGCAAAUGGCUUGGAUGAAUGGACUCCAUCGAGGACUAAAUCUGUUUUACAACAUGUCAGUUAUGGUUUAACAAAAAGAGACGGUGCAAAACACGCAACUGUAGUAACAUUUUCUCGACCGUCAGCUAAAGGAGUUCUCAACAUGAAGUGUUCGGAAUGUGAUCAAAAAGUAGAAUUGUUAGGAAUAAAAAGUGGAUCUGUUAUAUGUUUUAUUGACAAAUACCUGUCAAAAUUCAGCAACACAGAUCUAUCUUAUUUGGCAUUCAUGGAAAAUAUGAAAUUGCCGAAACUUGAACAUCUAGAGAAAACACCCCUGCUUUUGCAACAACUUGUAUGGUUAUAUGGCUUCGGUUAUGAAAUUGGAAAAUCAGUCAGCGGUACAUACAGCCAUCUUGUAAAUAUCAUGCUUGGUUGCUCACAGAACAAAGAAGAGGGAAAAGAUUUGGAACAAGGUGAAAUUGGCGUACUAAAACAAGACAGACAACAGCUUACCAGACUAUUAUGUAGAUUUCCAAAAUGUGAAGCGAAAAAGCAUAUUAUACUUUCGCUGGCUAGCGUUGCAUUUGAAGCUUUGACUUCAAAAACUACAUCAAACACAUUCGGUCGACCCUAUAUCGAAACACGUGGUGUGCCAGAAGACGCAAUAACUUUACUCAUUAAGUUUGGUAUUCUGACUGAAGAGAAUUGUUUUGAUCCAACAUAUGACACUACUAGGUUGGAAUUCAUCCAACUAUCUUAUCUUGAAUUUUUCGCAGCUGUACAUGUGUCUAGUCAGUAUAACAAAGAUCAGUGCUCAAUACAUCAAGUGACUGUUUUGGAAGACCUAUUUCGAAAUUGUAAAUCAGCUGCCGACAUACUGCAGUUAUCAAACGUUCUUAAAAUGAUGUGUGGAUUAUCUCCAUACAUAACAUCAGAAUUGUUAAAAAUAAUUUCAGAUAUUAUAUCCAGAGAUGAAAGUAUGAUAACAAUUAGAAACCCUUUAAAACUGAAUGUGUGGUGCAGUCCAAGCCAGGAACUUGAACAGAUUCAGCGUCUUAUGAUCGACUGUCUAUCAGAGGGAGAUUCCGAUGAUCAACCAAUGAUCAGUCUUUGUGACGUUAUCAUAGACGAAGAUACAGAGAAUUCCUUUCUACAAAGAAUAAUACCGGAGAAUGGGUUAUUUCUUUAUGCUAAUAAGAUUUCUGGUGGAAAAGUAAUUAGGUGGUUAGUACGACUGAAACGUCUACAAUAUCUGUACAUUGAUUCUACGCGGUUAUCUCAUAAUGAGAUGGUGUUGUUAUUUUCAUUUAUACAAGAAACACCUUUAAGGCGUCUUUCAUUGUUCAAAGUAUUUUGCACCCAGCUUUUAUAUUGUGAAGACCAUGCCAUUGAUCUUUCUAAACAUGAUCAACUUCAGGUAUUUGAGCUCAUAAAAUGUCACCGGGUGGUAAUUCCUAAAAUUAAUGCAAAACAUCUUGAGAUAUUACGGUUGGGUUCAUCCUUGGAAUUAGAUACUGUUCUUUUGUUAUAUGGCAGCCAAUAUCCGGAACUUUACAGUGAUCUUAAUUAUUUUCUUAGAUUUACAUACAACAAACAAAUGGAUACUGUGCUACAUACCUUACAUCAAUUACGGAGACUCAGAUUAGAGGAGACAGAUAUUGACACCAAUGCUCUCACUGUUACACCUGAGAUGAAAAACCUUGAACACAUUGAACUGCAAGGAGUCAUAAUGAGUCUGGAAACAUGGCGCACAUUUGUUGAUAGUCUGCUAACUCUUCACCAAUCUGUAUCUAUAGAUGUACAGGGUACGAAUGUGUGUAGUGAAAUAGACGACGAUAAAGGAAACUAUGUAAGACAGAAUAAAAUGUUUGAAAUGAUAGAAGAUAAAAGGGAGGAUUUCAAAUUAAGAACAAAGAAAUAAUUGUAACUAGCUCAGCAUUGUUGAGAACUGAAAGUGAACAUAUUACAUUGUUCAUGUCGGAAAGUAAAACCAUUAUAAUAAUUCUGACUGAAAGUGAAAACUUUACAUUAUUUCUGUUGGAAUGUGAAAACAUUACUGUAUCUUGCUGGAAGUGUAAAGACAAAUUUUCUUUUAAAAAGACAAUUUUAUUUAUCAAUAUACAUCAGAUGUUCAAAAUUCAUUAAUUUCUUUACAGUAGUGUCAUAUAAAAUUUGUGUGAUUUUAGGAUGAUGUGAUUGAUACUUGUGCACUAAUCUUCUGAAAGUUGAAUAAAAUGGAGAGACUAAAUAAUCAUAAUAAAUUUAUAAGUUCUAUAAAUUAUGUGCUGUCACGAUUUCAUUGUUUAGUUAUCAUACGUUUAAGUCUUUAAGUGUUAUAUUAAUCUAAGUUUGUCGUAUCACCGUUUUCCUCAUUCAUCAUAAUCUAUUCUAGGAUUUCUACUUUUUUCAUAACAUUGAUUAGUUUCAUUUACAGAAAAGUAUCUCAGCAAGUAAGUGGCAACUUCUCAGCAUUUGUAAGAGGUGGGAAAAUAUCUUCUAAAGCCACACACAGUGCUUGAGACGUAUCAUAUGGCAUUUUUCUGCCGUAAGAUGCCACCGUAUAAUCGAUUGAUAUUUAUUUUAAUUAUCAUAACUAUGCGACCUAUACUAAACAGUCGGCGGAGUAAAAUAUAAUUUACAUUCAGAUCAUUAUCAGUGCUUUCAUCAUCAUUCAUCAUCAACAACAGCUUCAACGUCAUUUAUUAUCAGCAACAGCUUCAUCAUCAUUAAUUAUCAGCAACAGCAUCAUCAUCUUUCAUUAUCAGAACAGUAACACCAUUCAUCAUCAUCAUCAUCAUCGGUCAUUAUCAUUUUUCAUCACCGUCAUUUAUUAUCAUUCAUCUUGAUAUUUCAAUAAUCAACACUCGUCACCAACAUUCAAUAUAAUCAUCAUUUUUCAUCAUCAUUACUAAUCAUCAAUCUUCAUCAGCAUUUGUCAUCAUCAUUGAUCACUAUUUUCGUCAUCGUCAUUCUUCAUCAUUAUUUAUAAUUAUCGUUCAUCAUUCAGUCAUCAUCAUGAUUUUUCAUCAGCCCUCCUGCUCCUCCUCAUCAUUAUUCAUCACCUUCAUCUCAGUUUUACUCAUUCAUCACUGUUAUUCAUUAUCGUCAUCAUAAUUCAUAAUUAUCAUUAUCAUUAAUCAGUAUUUACCAUCGCCGUCAAUCAUCAUCAGCAACGUUCUUCCUCAUCAUUAUCAUUCAUAAUCAUUAGUCAUCAUCAUUUUACAUCAUCCUCGUCAUUAUUCAUGACAAUAAUUAUCGACGUCAUCAUCAUCAAAC
This is a messenger RNA of Mercenaria mercenaria, 4021 nucleotides long. RefSeq lists its product as uncharacterized. The coding region runs from base 606 to 2666 and encodes 686 amino acids. NCBI's taxonomy places the organism in Eukaryota, Metazoa, Mollusca, Bivalvia, Venerida, Veneridae. The transcript has 2 exons. The record is from RefSeq and is a predicted model, not a curated record.